Plasmopara halstedii is the source of this 3693-nucleotide messenger RNA. RefSeq names its product Splicing factor 3b, subunit 1. Gene Ontology annotation, biological process: spliceosomal complex assembly. The coding region runs from base 1 to 3693 and encodes 1230 amino acids. Gene Ontology annotation, molecular function: mRNA binding. The transcript has a single exon. NCBI's taxonomy places the organism in Eukaryota, Oomycota, Peronosporomycetes, Peronosporales, Peronosporaceae. Gene Ontology annotation, cellular component: U2 snRNP; U12-type spliceosomal complex; catalytic step 2 spliceosome. The record is from RefSeq and is a predicted model, not a curated record.
AUGGCGGAGAAGGACGAAAAGUCGGGUGUUGGUCUGUCCUCGACAGGGCAAUUUGACCAGGAUAUCUAUGGAUAUGGAAGUAGUAAUCGAUUUGAAGGGUACAAUACGACUGUCAUGGAAGAAGGUGAUGAAAAAGAGCAGGAGCAGCGUAAACAGGAUCACUCUUCUCACGCAUCGAAUGCAAAGACUAGCGAUGGGCUCAUUGACGACAAUCACGAUCCUUUUGCUGAUUCGCGGGAAGAAAAUGGAUCAGGUAUUGUAAAUACGCGCAUUGUAGAUCGCGAGAAUGCGUAUCGUAAGCGGCGUUUUGAGCGCAUGUUGUCACCCGAGCGAGGUGACGCCUUUGGGGACAAGACACCAGCUCGUAGUUACAAGGAGAUUAUGCACACACAACAACUUGAGCAAGAACGUGCCGAAGUUGUGCGUUUGAUUCGACAGAAGCGUGAAGAACAGGAAGAACAGCAGCCAAAGUCUCAGGAGGAAGACGCCACGCCAAAGAGGCGCCGCAAGAGAAUGCGCUGGGAUCAAGAAGCCCCAUUGGCUGAAAAAACGGAUGUUGAGAGCCAAUCAGAAUGGGACACGGCGUCAGAAUCUUCAACAAGCUCGGUGGCGGCUACACCCACACGAUCUUCCUCGAGAUGGGACGCUACGCCGACUGCAUCGUCUAUUACACCAGGUAGAAAGAAUCGGUGGGAUGAAACACCCGUAGCAAGCAAUGGAGCGUCGAAUUGGGAUGCAACUCCCGUAGCUUUGGGUGGACUCACUCCAUCAGGAAGUGGAAAGCGUUCACGGUGGGAUGAGACGCCUGUGAUGAGUGAUAUGGGUACACUGGGAAAGACUGGAUAUUUAACAUCGGGAGGAGUCAUGGCAGUGGAAAUGAAUGGUACUUUGACACCCGAGUUAGCGCAGCGUUUGCGCUGGGAACGAGAAAUUGAAGAGCGCAAUCGUCCAUUAGCAGAUGAAGAGCUUGAUGCAUUAUUUCCAGCUACUGGGUAUAAGAUCCUCGAUCCUCCAUCAUCGUAUGUUCCGAUUCGAACACCGUCAAGAAAGCUACUUUCUACUCCUACGCCGAUGGGACAGACACCAGGCUUUGCAAUGCAAAUGACUCCUGCUCGUGAAGAUUAUGGUGUACCUGUUGGCACACCAUCGAGUGCGGAUGGAAGCUCUCUGCCAUUUAUCAAACCAGAAGACUAUCAGUACUUUGGCAAGCUUAUGGAUGAAGUAAAUGAAGAUGAUUUAGAUCCUGAAGAUGCUAAAGAGCGAAAAAUCAUGCGAUUGCUUCUUAAAAUCAAAAACGGUCUUCCGCCACAACGAAAAACAGCGUUACGUCAGCUAACAGACAAGGCGCGCGAGUUUGGUGCCGGAGCAUUGUUUAACCAGAUUUUGCCAUUGCUGAUGGCUCCGACGCUUGAAGAUCAAGAACGUCAUCUGCUCGUCAAAGUGAUUGACCGUGUGCUUUAUAAACUUGAUGAUCUAGUGCGCCCUUAUGUACACAAGAUCUUAGUUGUGAUUGAGCCACUGCUGAUUGACGAAGACUAUUACGCUCGCGUAGAAGGACGGGAAAUCAUUUCAAAUCUUGCUAAAGCUGCUGGUCUCGCGACGAUGAUAUCGACGAUGCGCCCCGAUAUCGAUAUUGACGACGAGUAUGUUCGUAACACUACAGCACGUGCAUUCGCUGUUGUUGCAUCAGCACUUGGUGUUCCAGCAUUAUUGCCGUUUUUGAAAGCUGUAUGCCAAUCGAGAAAGUCUUGGCAAGCUCGGCACACUGGUAUAAAGAUUGUGCAACAAGUUGCUAUUUUGAUGGGUUGUGCUGUGCUACCGCAUUUGAAACAUCUUGUGGAGAUUAUUGAUCAUGGUCUUGAAGACGAUCAAAAGGUGCGCACGAUCACAGCUCUGGCCCUUGCUGCGCUUGCUGAAGCUGCGCAUCCGUACGGUAUCGAGUCUUUCGACUCUGUUCUGCGUCCACUAUGGCGUGGAACACGUAAACAUCACGGCAAAGGUCUUGCAGCCUUUUUGAAAGCCAUUGGCUUCAUUAUUCCGCUUAUGGAUGCUCAGUAUGCCAAUUACUAUACGGUUGAAGUGAUGGAAAUCUUAAUUCGCGAAUUUCAGUCGCCUGACGAGGAAAUGAAGAAAAUUGUUUUGAAAGUUGUCAAGCAGUGCGUUUCGACGGAUGGUGUGGAAGCCUCGUACGUCAAAGAAAAGAUUUUACCUGAAUUUUUUCGGCACUUCUGGGUACGUCGCAUGGCGCUUGACAGACGCAAUUAUCGUCAGCUAGUGGAGACGACAGUUGAGCUCGCAAACAACGUUGGAGCGAGCGAGAUAAUUUCGCGAGUUGUCGAUGAUCUGAAGGAUGAGAGUGAGCCGUAUCGUCGCAUGGUGAUGGAGGCGAUUCAAAACAUUAUCCAAAAUUUGGGUGCCACCGAUAUUGGAACAGAUCUUGAGGAGAAACUCAUUGAUGGAAUCUUAUAUGCUUUUCAAGAGCAAACGUCCGACGACACGUUAGUGAUGCUUAAUGGAUUUGGCAUUGUCGUCAAUGCUUUGGGGGUUCGCGCGAAAAACUAUUUACCGCAGAUCUGUGGUACGAUAAAGUGGCGGUUAAAUAAUAAGCCGGCUAAGGUGCGCAUGCAGGCAGCUGAUCUGGUCAAUCGAAUUGCUGUGGUUAUGAAAACUUGCGAUCAGGAACCCUUGAUGGGACACAUGGGUGUUGUUCUCUACGAAUAUCUGGGUGAAGAGUAUCCCGAGGUAUUAGGUAGCAUUCUUGGAGCUUUAAAAGCUAUUGUGAAUGUGAUUGGCAUGAGUAAAAUGACUCCACCGAUCAAAGAUUUGCUGCCGCGACUUACUCCAGUUCUGAAAAAUCGCCACGAAAAGGUGCAAGAAAAUUGUAUUGACCUUGUUGGACGAAUUGCCGAUCGUGGUGCAGAUCUAGUAUCAGCUCGAGAAUGGAUGCGCAUUUGUUUUGAAUUGCUAGAUAUGCUGAAGGCGCACAAGAAAGGUAUUCGUCGUGCUGCAGUCAAUACAUUUGGAUACAUCGCCAAGGCAAUUGGCCCUCAGGACGUAUUGCAUACAUUGUUGAACAAUCUGAAGGUUCAAGAGCGACAGAACCGUGUGUGCACAACUGUAGCCAUUGCUAUUGUUGCGGAGACGUGCUCGCCCUUUACUGUUGUUCCGGCUCUCAUGAACGAAUAUCGUGUGCCAGAGCUGAAUGUUCAAAACGGUGUUUUAAAAGCAUUUUCGUUCAUGUUCGAGUACAUUGGUGAAAUGGGCAAGGAUUACAUUUACGCAGUGACCCCACUGCUGCAGGACGCGCUCAUGGAUCGUGACUUAGUGCAUCGUCAAACAGCGUGCACCACUGUGAAACACUUGGCGCUCGGUGUUGCUGGUUUAGGUUGCGAAGAUGCGCUCAUUCACUUGCUCAAUUUCGUGUGGCCCAAUAUUUUUGAAACCUCUCCACACGUCAUCAAUGCCGUAUUUGAGGCCGUGGAAGGCUGUCGGGUGGCACUAGGUCCACACGUCAUUCUGCAGUACGUUCUUCAGGGUUUGUUUCACCCGGCGCGCCGUGUUCGCGAGGUGUAUUGGAAGAUCUAUAAUUCGUUGUAUAUGUAUGGACAGGACGGCUUGACACCCGCUUAUCCAGUACUUGAAGAUGAUGGUGUGAACUCAUACAAGCGCACCUACUUGGAGCUCUGCAUUUAG